Pseudo-nitzschia multistriata is the source of this 2288-nucleotide messenger RNA. The record is from the annotation of a GenBank genome assembly. NCBI's taxonomy places the organism in Eukaryota, Bacillariophyta, Bacillariophyceae, Bacillariales, Bacillariaceae.
CAAAAAUACAAACAUUCUCAAUCAACUGCAAUAUCGGCUUACUUACACGAGGCAACACAACAUUGUAAAGAGUCAUCGCAUGCCGAUUGAAUAGAUCAAGGUAAGAUGCAUAGAGGUCCACAAUUGACUCAACUCGACGUGUUUAAUAGUCGAAUUUCACAGUUUUUACUGACAUCAUUUCACAUUUCGUCAUCUUUUAGAGGUCAGACACUAUGAAGCUUCAGGAAUUGUUGCUUCUCCUUCUCGCUCCGUUGUUUGGACCGAUUUAUACUCCAAAAUUGACUGCAGCAACUGAUGAUGUCGAUCAAUCAAUUUAUUCUUUGAGAGGAAGUGCAAUGAAAGGAACUGAGGGAGUUCUUUCCUCAUCUCGUCUCAUGGACAGCGAACGAAAACUACAGUUCAUCUUUCCCAGGCCUACAGUUCCCGUCCCUACACCUGCUCCAACUGUCUCGGCUGUCGAAGUGCCGACAGAAGAUGAGCCGAAWUUAACUAUGUCUCCACUUUUCUUAGCUUGGCAAAUUUCGCCAACGUUGGUCCCUGAAAUCCCGCCAACAGAUACCCCGACGGUGCCUCCCGUGCCCUUCCCGCCAACAGAUACACCGACGGUGCCUCCCGUACCCUUCAUUAUGCCUCGUCCUGAACAACGUCCCAUAGUUCCAACCAACCUCGAAAAUUCUCAAAGCUCUCCUCCUCRCCCUACAGUUGAUGACAGCAAUGAUGAAAAUUCUCCCAGCACUCUUCCUCGCCCUACAAUUGAUGACCUUCUUCCUCCUUCCCCCACUCCUCCGCCAAAUCCUCCUGUUGCCCCAACCCCUCCAAUUCGAAAACAAACUGUCGAUGUGAACGGCAAUGCGUGUGGAAUGCAAACUCCCGGUACUCUGAUUCUGCACGGUGGCGUUUUCAAUUACGAAGAUCCUCUAUCUGAUUCCUUGGGACAGGCGAURGUAAGGGAGAUGAAGACUARUCGUGAAAAUCGUUUGGUGGAUCCCCUGGUCUUUCUUCCAGGUGCCCGUAGGGAAGUAACCGACAUUGACGAACAGACCUUCGAGGAUCAAUGGAGAAAUAUUAUGGCCGAUGGCGUCCCAUUUUCGGUACUCCACCCAAGGGAUCGAGAUCMAGCGUUCACGGACGUUAGUGAUGCUGAGCAAGCAGAUCAAGAAGAUUUCGUUCGACCACUCAAAGAUGCAAUGGGUGUCUUUUUACCAGGUGGGAGACAAUGGCGUCUGAUCGAUGCCUACAAGUACACCGAAACAGAAGAGGAAAUGUGGAAUGUCUUGAAACGCGGUGGUGUUAUCGCUGGAACUUCUGCAGGUGCGGCCGUCAUGGCAUCGUUGAUGCCCCGUGGUGAUCCCGAAGGAUCCGCAGCGUUUCUGGCAGAAAGAGAGUGGCACCAACACGGAUUUGGCUUUGUCAGCAACCUCGCAGUCGACAACCAUGUAUCUGCACGAGGAAGAGAAUUCGCCAUGUACGAAGCCAUGAAUUCUCAGAAAGAAAAUCGAAAAACUUUGGGUAUUGGUUUGAACGAAAACACCAUGGUAGUCGUGAAGGGUCAGCACUUCAAUGUGCUGGGUGAUCGUGGUGAUGAUUCGGUCGUCCGGGUAUAUGAUUGUUCUAAAGUUGACUAUUUCGAUGACUGUACCUUUGAUAAUGCACCGUACACAGAACUUCGACCCGGGGAUUGGUAUGAUUUGUGCAGAAGAAAGCAGUUGUUUAUACCUCCGAGCUCUAAUUUUAAUGAUAUGRACGAGGAUGGUGGACUUGGAUCAAGAUUUGGGGCUUACGAACUCCCAUAUAGAUACGCAAAUGACUUCAAAGCAGGAAAUCCACGACAAUUUUUGUGUUCAGGGCGUCGCUGUAGAUUCAAGUCUAAUCCAAUURUCGUUGACAGCUCUCAAGGUWUUGUUCGGAUCACUGGAAGAGUUUUUUCGGAAGGCUCCGAAUUGAGCGACGGAGAUCGACUGCAGAUUCGUUACAGAAUCAACGGUGACAGGUUCCAAAAACUUGUAUUCGACACGAAUUUUGAACCAGAAGGGCACAACCCCAAAACUGUUUUCGCUGCUAUUCCGGUUCCAUAUGGUAGAAGUAUCUUAAAUCUCGAAAUUGACGCUCAAACUGCCGCGGAAGGAGCUGCCCAGUUUCGAGUUGUGGAUUUGGGUAUCGAGUGAAUCUUGUCAACUUUCAAGGUCACGUUCAAUCAUUAAUUUUUCAAUGCAUUACCUUUACGAYAAUGUAGAAUACUUUGUUUCAAAUCAGAUACUUGUCACUUAAAAUCAAGGGGUUAUACUACC